AUGGAUACUAAUUAUACCACAACCACUGUUACUACUACUACUACUACUACUUCAGAAUUUGAUGUGACAUUUUCAGACCCUAUUGAGCAUUACAUGUUUCAUGAUGAAGCAAAUGCUUUGAACAACAGUGUUUUGGCCUCAAAUGAGGAUUGGUUCUCUGGGAAUGGUGUGGAGGGUGGUAAAGCACAAGAGGAAGUUCCAAGAGGGACGAGGUACAAAGGAGUGAGGCGUAGGGCACAUGGAAAGUUUGCUGCAGAGAUAAAAGAUCCAAACAAAAGUAAUAGGAUUUGGCUUGGGACUUAUGACACUGAAGAAGAAGCUGCUUUGGCUUAUGACAGUGCAGCUUUCAAGUUUAGAGGGUCCAAAGCCAAGCUCAACUUUCCUCAACUCAUUCCACCGGUGGAUGCACCAAGCACCCACAUGGAUAACCCUCCUUCUUCAUCAUCCGCAUCUGAGGAUCGUUCAGAAGGAUCAAAGAAAAGGAAGGGACUAGCUGGUUUGCUGAAUAAAUUAGCACAUGAAAGAAACAGGAUUUGA
Messenger RNA from Sphenostylis stenocarpa, 537 nucleotides. Lineage: Eukaryota; Viridiplantae; Streptophyta; Magnoliopsida; Fabales; Fabaceae. The record is from the annotation of a GenBank genome assembly.